This is a messenger RNA of Linum tenue, 2505 nucleotides long. Lineage: Eukaryota; Viridiplantae; Streptophyta; Magnoliopsida; Malpighiales; Linaceae. The record is from the annotation of a GenBank genome assembly.
CCUUGUUCUGCUGUUCAUCGGAAGUUCCAUGCUUUUGCUUUGUCUGCUUCUGCUGCUGAAAGAAACGGAAUCUUAUGCAAAACUAAGCCUGAAACCAAAGCUUGCAUCUGCUCGGGUCACCAUUCUAGGUAUCUUUCCCUUCUCGCUUCUCAUUUCAAUGAUCAGCCUCUAGGCUAGAUCUCUAAACUACCUCACUCGCUUCUUUUGUUUUGCUAUUUAUUGUUUCCCUGCCAUGGCCACUUCUUGAACUUACGAGUUGGGUAGUUAUGGAGUUUCUAGUAAGUUCGUGUUAGAAAGUUGGUGCAUUGUUAAUGGAAGUUCAGAUCUCGCCUUCUCCUAACUCUGCAGGUGCUUACAUGCAGGAUCUCUCUUCUACUUUCUUAGCCUUUAGGCUACCAAGUUUGUUCUGCAGUCAUGUUUGCCGUUCUUGACCUUAAUUUGAAGGGAAUAGAUUAGAGUCCUGGAGUUGUCUCAUUAACCCUUUAACCAAUGGGGAAAUCUCCAGGGAAGUGGUUGAAGUCCUUGAUUCGUGGGAAGAAGUCAUCAAAAUCUAGUCUUUCGAAAGAAAAGGAUGUUGUAAAACCAAAUUAUGGAGAGCCAUUAGUUCCCUCGAAGGCACCUUUAACAGAUUUGGUAGGAAAUCCUGAAACACGCACAGUUUCUCAGUCAGUUCCGGGAGUUGGAGUUGGCAGUGGAGUGACUUCGAAACGUGCUGCAAUCGCCGAGCCAUGGGCUGAGAAGGUUGCUAUUGUUUGUGAAAAGGAAGGUGAAAAUGGGAGUUCGGCAACAAGUUCAGGUAAUGCUUCUGAGACAGUGAGGCUUCAGGAAGCUGGAGUGGUGGCACAGGCAGAUGUUAGAGGCGAUCUGGCCCCUCAUGAAUCUGAAGAGCAAGGACAUAUAAUAAAGUUGCAGACAGUUAUCCGUGGCCAAUUGGUCAGAAGGCAAGCUAUAGCUACCUUAAAUUGUGUAUUGGCCAUUAUAAAGUUUCAAGCACUUGUUCGAGGUCAAACUGUUAGAUGUUCAAGUCUUGGAAUUGAAGUGCAGAAGACUAUCAGCCUUGAUAAACUUCUGGCUUCAAAUGCUACUCGAGGAAAUCCUAAAUGCACAUUAUUAGGACAGAAAUUUGAGAAUGCGUUUGUUAGAAAGCUUUUAACUUCAACAGCUACUGCAAUGCCUCUAUCCCUCAAGUAUGCUCCUGCGGAACCCAAUUCAGCCAUGAUGUGGCUGGACCGCUGGACAAAGUCAGACUUCUGGAAACAUAUUUCACAACGGAAGAUCAAUCUAGAAUCAAACUCCACGACUAAGCAAGAUAGUGUACAAAGAGUUGAAACUCAACGAGGCAGACAAAAACAAGCUGCCAGAAAGUCAUCUAGUCUUAAUGUUGCCAAUGGCAUACAUGGGAAGCAUUUGGAGUCCAACAAACCAAAACGCAAUCCUAGAAAGUCUGCUAGCCCUACUGUAGAUGCGGCUGACAACAAGCAUCCAGAAAAAGAAAUAGUUAGGGUCAAACACACUUCGAGAAAGGCUUCUGGAUCUGCAACGGAAGCUGUUGAAAGAGUUGAAGAUAUUAAGCCAAAGCUCAUUUCAAAGAAGACAUCUGGUACUUGUGCCCUUGAGGCUUUAGAGCAGCUGGACAGCCAUGUUUCUGCUGAUGUGGCAAAAGAUGUUCCAGUAGAAGUUUCAGGUGAAGAAGCUGAUGUAAUCCCAAGUACAAAACUGAACACCACAGAGGAUAUGUCAACUCCAGAGGUCAAUGGGGUACUUACUAAUGUCGAAGAGAACAAUAAUGUACUGUUGGAUCCACAUGACAGGCUUACAGGAAGUGAGAACCCGAAAACAAGCCAAAGAAGAGCUUCAUUGCCUGCCAAUACUGACCAACAGGAGAAUGGUGGACUUGGGAUACCCAAACGUCCAAGUUAUAUGGCACCAACUGAAUCUGUGAGGGCUAAGCUGAGAGCCCAAGGACCCCCAGUGUUCGCACAAGAUGUAGUAGUGGAGAAGGAUGGUACAGCAACUAGGCGACAUUCGCUGCCAUCUUCCAUCAAUGAGAAGUGUGCUUCCAUGUCACCAAGAGCUCAUAAUAGACCUGUCCACUCAGCAAGUAAAGGGUUUAUCAGGAGCGACAGAUCUCUAACCACUUCCAGAGACGGCAGUGUUUCAGACAGGAUGAUUAGACCCGACUGGAGAAGGUGAUUUGGAAGGAGUUGUGUUCUGCAUGGAUGCUACUACAUCGUGCUUGGGGUUAAAGAGAAAAAGCUGUCGAGUUGAAUAUUUUCCGAGGUAGAUGUAAUUAGAGGUUGAUAUGUGAAGCAUUUUGUGUUUAUGUUUGUGAUUAUGAUGUUUAUGGUGAAUAGCUACUGGCCUUAACAGAUGCUAAAACAUCAUGCUUGUCUUUUGUUUGUCAUAUAUUAGAUGUUUUUGACAGAAAACUUCCAAUUUCAAAAUCUAUUAUGUUUUCUGGGAAAAGGGUAUCAUUAAAAUCACCAUUUGCCUCCACAGUAUCAG